AUGGCUAAGCUGGAGAGAAGGCAGAGGGGAAACAAGGUAACAGCCGUCCAGUCCAUAAAUCUGCUGCAAAGGAGGAAGGAAUCAUUUGUCCUCUGUGCCUAUGGAGACUCAGACAAGAAGCCAGGGGCUCAACUUCAGCUGAGGAGAAAAAACUCUCUUAUGACUGGCAACCAGGAAAUCAAAGAAAUCACAGAGACCCAGAAGGACAUUAACUACCAAGGAAGUGGGAAAACGGUUACCUCCACAUCUCUGAAAAGCAACAAACACAAGGAGCCGCUGAGGAAAACUGAAGACAAAAAAAGUGCCCAACAUCUUUCCAGUAGUGCCAUGAAACUCAGCGCUCUGUCUAUAGAGCGUCUCAGAAAAAUCCAGGCUGACACGCAGUAUGCAAGCGAUGUAAUUACAGUCACUAUGAAACAGAUGCAGGAAUCAGGAACGUUUGAUAGCCUAAUAGAAGCCAAUGAGAGAGAGAAGGCAAAAAAGAGCAAUUUUCGUGACUUACUCAGCAGGGUAGAGGAAGGAAAGGAGGAGAUAAAGGCACUCCAGAAACAGCUGCAAGAUGUCAAGAAAGAAACAGAAAUAGAACUUCAGAAGCGAGACAGCGUGAUCGCCUGCCUCAGAGAUGAGCUCGAACCGCUGAGGGCCAAGACUACCAUGGACAGAUGCUACAUGAAGAAAAGCACAGACCACAAGGUCCACCAAACCCAGAAGCAGUGCAGCAAUGCAGAGAAGGUCCUGGAGAAUGAAAUUCAGAAGCUGAGGACCAAAACUGACCAGGAGAUCCGAAUCCACACAGAGAUGGAGAAUUUCCUCAGACGACACCAAAUGAAGGUGGAAGAGAAGCUGGAGAGCUGGAUGGACAAGUACAAAAAUGACACAGAUGCUAAAGACAAAGAGCUGAAUGCCCUCAAAGCAUUGAGGGCAAACAACCUGGAAAUGCUGCAGAGACUGGCCACGGAGUGUAAGAUGUUUGAGGAAACCGUCAUCAGUUACUGCGCAGAAAAGAAGGCUGAAAUAAAACAACGAGCUAAGAGCGUCCUGAAGCUGCAGGCCUGGUGGAGAGGUACAAUGGUCCGCAGACACCUUGGACCCUACAAAGCCCUCAAGAAGAUGCAGGAGAAACGGCUAUCAAUGCAGAAAGGGAAAGGGAAGAAAGGGAAAUCUGGAGCAAAGAAAAAGCCACGAUAA
Messenger RNA from Mesitornis unicolor (brown roatelo), 1188 nucleotides. RefSeq names its product IQ motif containing G (gene IQCG). Gene Ontology annotation, cellular component: sperm flagellum; cytoplasm. Gene Ontology annotation, molecular function: protein binding. Lineage: Eukaryota; Metazoa; Chordata; Aves; Mesitornithiformes; Mesitornithidae. Gene Ontology annotation, biological process: sperm axoneme assembly; cilium organization. The record is from RefSeq and is a predicted model, not a curated record.